Molecule: messenger RNA, 1980 nt
Organism: Seminavis robusta
Lineage: Eukaryota; Bacillariophyta; Bacillariophyceae; Naviculales; Naviculaceae
Source: the annotation of a GenBank genome assembly
AUGCUCGACGAGGACGGAACUUAUCAUGGAUUCGAAAUUGAGCUACUGGAGCGCAUGCUCGUUUAUGCGGAUCAGGAUGGCAUUCAGCUCAAUGUGGAGCUGGGAGUUGCACCUGCAUUGUACGGUGAUGCUAUCAAUGUUGUUGCCAACGACUGCAACACCACAGACAACCCAAACAGCCUUGAGGACUGCGAAGCCUUUGACUUUAUGAUAGCUGAUUUCUUCCAGAAUGCCGAAAGGUUCAACCGGGUCGACUAUACACCAACUUGGCUACACACUGGAUUGGGAGUGCUAAAGUACCUCGAACAGAUCGGCACUAGUGAGAUCAAGUCCCUGAGUGACGCCGAGAAGGCCGGUGCCACGAUUUGCUACCCACCAGCAACUUACGUCGAAAAAAUGGUGAAGUCAUAUAUGCCAAAGGCCAUGACAGUGCCUUGUCCUACUGCUGAAACCGAGGACUGCAUCCAGUUUGUAAAAGAAGGAAACUGUGCCUUGUUUGUAGAUGACCUGUUGGUGUUGCAAUAUAUGGCCAAGUAUGACAAUAGCCUGGAUGUUCUUGAGGAAAAUAUGCAAUCACAGUACUUUGUGUGGGCGUUGAAGCAAAAUCUACAGCCUGAGGUUUCUUGGCUUUUGAAGAAAUGGGUGUACCAAGCUGGAAGCACUGGUGAUAUCGAAGUGAUACGAAAGAGAUAUUUUGAAGCUGCAACAUGUCCCAUUGGAACUGCUGGCAAGGACUGUGACCUCCCCUGUGAUGCUCGUAAGUUGUUGCACCAUGGAACCUCCUUUUCUACUAUUGCCGUGGUGGUGCCUGAUAAAGAAUCUCUGUCCCGUCUCCUUACUGAUUCAAUUCAUCCAACAGAGAACGGUUUUGCGGAUGCUCACGGGGUUUGUGUUUGCCACUCCACCAAGUGGUCGGGAGAUGACUGCUCGAUUGCUGUAGAAGAAAACCUCAAUCUGCUGCCAACAGGCCUGGUCAAUACUGCCUACACCUUGGUUGCAAUUACAUUCGUUACAGCGUUUGGACUUGCCUUAUGGGUUGUUUAUAAUCGGAACGGAGCUCAGCUCAAAGCUGCACAGCCAUUCUUCCUUGGAAGUGUUCUGGUUGGGGCAGUCAUUAGCACUUCUACAGUUAUUGCCAUGGCUCAGGAGGGAUAUUGCAUGGCUGUGCCCUGGUUGUACAGUGUUGGGUUCUGUAUAACAUUUGGUUCCCUGUUUGCAAGGAUCUGGCGAGUCUAUGUCCUUAUGACAUCGGCAGUGGAAAUGCGUCGUGUGACGCUUUCUACAAAAGAAACCUUUGGUUGGGUCUGUUUGGUCUUGACAGUUGACAUUGUCAUCCUUGUUGCGUGGACUGCUGUGGACCCACUCGAAUGGACCAGAGAAACAAUCAGCUCUGAUAAGUUUGGGGAACCGCUUGAAAGUGUUGGCUAUUGCCACUCUGACCAUUGGAGAGUGUUUGCUGCCAUCAUUGGAGUUGUCCAUCUUGUGCUCAUGGCAGUUGCCUCCUAUAUGUGCUAUCGUGCCAGACACAUUCCAGAGGAGUUCAGCAGCAGCAAGUUCAUCGCUAUUGCCAUGUUCUCCAAUCUUCAGAUCUUUGUGAUUGCCAUCCCUGUGCUGAUAAUUGUGGGAAAGGAUCCUGUAUCAGGUUUUUUUAUCAGAUCAGUUGUGGUGUGGUUGAAUGAUAUCAUGGUGGUUGGUCUUAUCUUUGGCAGCCUUGUUGCCCGCGUCUACCUAACUCCAAGGGAUACGAACAACGCAGCCAAUCGACGCAUACGAUUUUCCAGUGCUCACAGCAUUGCAAGAAGCGUUCAGUCUUUCAGGAUUGCUGCACCAGAGUCUUUCAGGAAUUCUGAACCAGAGUCUUUGAGGAAUUCUGGACCAGAGUCUUUCAGGAAUUCUGGACCAGACUCUUUCAGGAAUUCUGGACCAGACUCUUUCAGGAAUUCUGGACCAGACUCUUUUUUGAAUUCUGGAUCAGAUUGA